This is a messenger RNA of Durusdinium trenchii, 1309 nucleotides long. The record is from the annotation of a GenBank genome assembly. NCBI's taxonomy places the organism in Eukaryota, Dinophyceae, Suessiales, Symbiodiniaceae.
AGUUGGCUCCAAGUUUGAAUAUGUGUACGCCGAAGAACUUUGAUGAUGCAUGGUUUGCUUGCUUCAGUGGAAAAUCUGAAUCAACGAUCGAAAGAUAUUUUUGAUCGACUUGAUGCGGCUUGCAGCCAAGCUGAUGCCCGGAUUCUAGGCCUGGAAGAACGCCUGGGUGCUGCAGUGGCACGCAUCGAGGGUGCGCGGGGAAGCACUGCUGCACUCAAGGUGCAAAGUGCCCGAACGUUUAGUGGCCGUGGAAAGCCUGAACUGCAUGCUUCUCGGCUUGUGAUUGAUGAAGGCCUUCUACUUUCUGUACGUCAGACUGCAGAUCUUCCAGAAGAGCUUGGUGCUCCACUUCCUUCUGCGACCAGCUCAGCAGAGGAGCUGGCCAGGGUGUCACGGUCUGUGACGCAUCACUGCAACUUGGUGACGCCAGAUCCACCCUUCAAGAAGAAACGCAAUGAGAGGUUGUUGCCCGUGGAGGGUCGUUUAUCCUCUGUCUCUGAACUCUUCCUGUUGAACUCCUCAGAGCAGCCAUACCGGGUGCGACAUGAAGUUGAUAACCUGGCAGAACUUGAGGAUGAACUCCGAAAGCCACGAGUCUUGUCUGCCGAAGCUCCAAAGACUGCAUCUCCAGAGGUCGGGGUGGAUCUCGAAGAAGAUGAGCCUGAGAGGGCCAUGGAAGAUUUACGCUUCCGGCCACGCCCUGCAACGGCAGAAGUCACCUUUGAUUUGCCUGAUGUGUUGCCGGAUUUGGGGCAUGUAGCGCACAUCACUUGGAGUGAGGGUGGUGAGACUGAACGCCCUGCUUGGGAUGUGGCCCCUGCCGAGCUGGCUCGGCGUGCCUCCACAGCCAAGCCAAGGGAGGCGCCUGCGGCGCCGAAGGUGAAGCGACAGCCACCGCCACCACCCAAACAACCCGUGACAGUGGCACCAGCUCCAGCUGCACCAUCCACUUCAUCUACUUCAGCGCCAGCUGCAGUACCGACACCGGUGACUGAGAAACCAAAAGCACAGCCACCUCCAGCUCCGGUGGCAAAGGGCAAAGGCAAGGACAAGGGAAAAGGAAAGGAAGGAAAGGGCAAAGGUGGCAAAGGCCCACCACCACCUCCACCAGCUAAGAAGGCUGGCGGCACUGCUCCCCCUGCCAAGGCUCCAGCCAUGAAAGCUGAAGGAGUUGGCAAGGCGGCCAUGUUUGCAGAUAUCCGUGCCGGAGCGAAGCUUCGCAAAGUGGCACCUCCAAAGGAGCGAAGCGGAGCGGCCAUUGGACGAGUCGUAUGACGGACGAGAGGUGAGAUGCAAACGUGAAAAAAUA